UGACUUCCCCCAUCGGUGUGUUUUUGUAAAGACUAUUUUCGGCGAAUAAAACGUGUUUGGGGACAGAGCAGUUCAAAUGGUUCUCGGAUGGAGGGCAUUUGCUUCAGCAAGAUGAAACAAUGGCGAAUGGCGAAGACUUUAUUCCGCUGGCUGCUGUGUGUCGGUAUUUUGCCGACUUGUUGGUGUGCUCAUGGAAGAUAUGCUCAGAAACUCCUAAAGGAUUUGUUCACAAACUACACUAGCGCACUGAGGCCUGUAGAGGACACAAACACCAUCCUGAAUGUAACUCUACAGGUUACACUCUCCCAGAUAAUUGACAUGGAUGAGCGAAACCAAAUUCUAACUGCAUAUUUAUGGAUACGGCAAGUGUGGUUUGAUGCACACCUUAAAUGGAAUAAAGAUGAUUAUGACGGCCUUGAUACCAUCCGCAUACCGGGUAGUUAUGUAUGGAGACCUGAUAUAGUUCUCUAUAACAGCGCAGAUGAUCAUUUCACUGGUCCCAUGGACACCAAUGUGGUGAUUCGACAUGAUGGACAGAUAAUGUGGGAUUCUCCAGCAAUCACUAAGAGCUCAUGCAAAGUGGAUGUGUCUUUCUUCCCCUUUGAUGCUCAGCAAUGCCGGUUCACCUACGGCUCCUGGACCUACAACGGUAACCAGCUUGACAUCCUUAAUGCAAUGGAGAGUGCUGACCUGGCUGACCUGGUGGAAAACGUUGAGUGGGAGGUGCUUGGUAUGCCAGCUAAGAAGAGCAUUGUUCUUUAUGGUUGCUGUGCUGACCCAUACCCAGAUGUGACCUACACACUGAAACUUAAGAGGAAAGCAUCCUUCUAUGUCUUCAACCUGCUCAUACCAUGUGUGAUGAUCUCUUUUCUGGCACCACUUGGUUUCUACCUUCCUGCUGACUCUGGAGAGAAGGUGUCAUUGGGUGUCACAGUGAUGCUGGCACUCACUGUCUUUCAGUUACUGGUUGCAGAGAUCAUGCCCCCCUCUGAGAAUGUACCACUAAUUGGAAAAUAUUACAUUGCAACAAUGACAAUGAUUACAGCCUCCACUGCUCUGACCAUAUUUGUCAUGAACAUACACCACUGUGGCCCUGAUGCCAAGCCUGUUCCCAAAUGGGCCAAGAAAGUCAUUCUGCAGUACAUGGCCAGGGUGUGCUUUGUGUAUGAAGUUGGGGAGAACUGCAUGUCACCUCAGCCAGAGAAACAGGAGCCUCCUCCUGUACAGAACACCAACUGCACCAUGAAUGGUCAGGCGGGACCGGGCAGAGAGGACUGCAUCUUCAGAAUGGAGAGAGGACAAGAGAUAGUGGGACCUAUGCCCACAGAGGAAAAAGAAGACAUGGAUCAGAUGCUGUCUCCUAUAGGCUCAAUCGGGAAGAACCCUACUAGCAACUACAGCUCUUGGAAGAAUGGCAUUUUUGCAAGCCUGGACUGUGGUGACUCAGGGGAGGGGAGGAGAUGCAGGAAGGGAGGAGUGAGUGAUGGAGAGAAAAAAGACAGAGAGAUUUCCUGCAGCAUCCAAAGCAAUGAAACACAGCUCUUGCGUAACAUAGAGUAUAUAGCCAACUGCCACAGAGAUCAGAGGGCCACGCAGAAAAGGACUGGAGAGUGGAAGAAGGUGGCCAAAGUUUUAGACCGCUUCUUCAUGUGGAUUUUUUUCAUUAUGGUGUUUUUCAUGAGCCUUCUCAUCAUGGGCAAAACCAUAUAACUGCAGACCUUUUCAGAAGGUUUGGUGACAGCAUGAAAUGCUGUUAAUAGCAUAAAGAUUAUUCCAGGUUAGGACAGGAAUAAUCCAGUAUUAUCAGAUUCUGUAAAAGUUUCUCAUAUUUCCAGGAAUGUUUGAGAUUUCAUCUCCUAUUACAAACCUUUUUGUGAGUAGAAUUAAAUCUUUGAUAAAGUUGUUGUUUAUGGACUUUCUCCCCUUGCUAUGUGAAAGUUAUUCCACUCACCCAAGAAGUGGGAAGUUCUUUUGUCAAAUCUAUAUAUUUUAUGAUAAUGAUAUUUUUUCAGUUGUUCACUAUUGAGUUCUUCUU
This is a messenger RNA of Maylandia zebra (zebra mbuna), 2035 nucleotides long. It is a transcript of the gene chrna10a, whose product is annotated as cholinergic receptor, nicotinic, alpha 10a. Gene Ontology annotation, molecular function: acetylcholine-gated monoatomic cation-selective channel activity; transmembrane signaling receptor activity. Gene Ontology annotation, cellular component: postsynaptic membrane. The record is from RefSeq and is a predicted model, not a curated record. NCBI's taxonomy places the organism in Eukaryota, Metazoa, Chordata, Actinopteri, Cichliformes, Cichlidae. Gene Ontology annotation, biological process: monoatomic ion transmembrane transport.